This is a messenger RNA of Nezara viridula (southern green stink bug), 1545 nucleotides long. Lineage: Eukaryota; Metazoa; Arthropoda; Insecta; Hemiptera; Pentatomidae. The record is from the annotation of a GenBank genome assembly.
AUGUGGACUACCAGACAGAUUUUGAAGUAUUCUAUCAUUGGAGGAGGAUUAGUUGGAACUGCUUUUUCUUAUAAGGCCAACAUGUAUAACUUUGAAGCCAUAGGUUUGCUUCGUUUCGGCAGAGCAGCUGCAACUGCCCUUGCUAUAGGCUUGCACUACAGAAAACAGUUGUAUCAAACAAAUUUAGAUCCACAGUCUUUAGAAUAUUUCAAUUUAAGGUCCAGGACUCACAAGGAAGCUGCUUUAAAGCUUUUAGAACUAUGUUGCAUAAAUAAAGGAGUCUUUAUAAAGGUUGGCCAGCAUAUUGGUUCGUUAGAGUAUUUAUUGCCAAUUGAAUAUGUUGAAACCAUGAAAAUAUUGCACAGUCAUGCACCACAGUCGCCUUUGAAGGAUAUUUAUUCAGUAAUAAAAGAAGACUUACAUAAAGAUCCUUCUGAAUUAUUCAUUGAAUUUGAUUCAGAACCUUUAGGGACUGCAUCCCUGGCCCAAGUACAUCGUGCUAAACUAAAAGAUGGAAGAGUUGUUGCUGUCAAGGUUCAACACCCUUUUGUUAGGGGAAAUUCCAUUGUUGAUAUGAAAACAAUGGAGGUAUUAAUCAAUAUAAUGGCAUGGGUGUUUCCUGAAUUCAAGUUCAAAUGGCUUGUAGAAGAAAGUAAAAAAAAUAUUCCACGUGAGUUAGAUUUCUCAGAGGAAGCCAAGAAUACAAUGAAAGUAAAAAAAAUGUUUCAACAUUUUUCAUGGCUCAAAAUUCCAGAUAUUUUGAGUGAAUUGAGUACUAAACGAGUUUUGACUAUGGAGUAUGUAGAUGGCGGACAAGUUAAUGAUAUAAACUAUAUGAAAAAAAAUAAAAUUAAUCCUUUUGAUGUAUCAGAUAAAUUGGGUUUGUUAUACUCCGAAAUGAUUUUUAGAAAUGGCUUUGUCCAUAGCGAUCCUCAUCCAGGAAAUAUAUUGGUAAAGAAAGAAGAAGAUGGGAAAACCUAUAUUGUUCUCCUGGACCAUGGAUUAUACGCUAACAUCAGUGAUAAAGUACGGACGGAAUAUUCAGGUCUUUGGCUUAGUAUUUUAGAUAAAGAUAUGAAAGGCAUGAAAAAACAUGGUGAAGCUCUUGGGGUUGGUUCAUUGUAUGACCUUUUUGCAUGCAUGGUUGCUGGUCGAAGCUGGACAGCAAUCCAAUCUGGUAUCACUAAGAGUAAACAUACUGUUGGAGAGAAAGAACAGUUUCAACAUGAUAUCCCUCUUGUUCUGGCAAAGAUCACAGAGACAUUACACUAUGUAAAUAGAGAAAUGCUUUUGAUUUUAAAAACUAAUGAUCUUCUUCGAGGUAUAGAAUACACUUUGCAAACCGACAAUAGGAUGUCUUCAUUUUUGGUUAUGUCAAAGAGUUGUGUUCGUUGCGUUUAUGAACAGAAGUUAAAGGAUUGCUCUACUAAAUUGGAUAAAGUGAAAAUAAGUAUUAUUGAAACUUGGGAACUUCUUAAGAUAUCUGUUUACUAUACCUAUUUGAGUUUAAAAACAUUCUCAUGGAGGCAACUGCUAUUGUUGUAG